Acomys russatus (golden spiny mouse) is the source of this 2561-nucleotide messenger RNA. RefSeq names its product growth arrest specific 6 (gene Gas6). The record is from RefSeq and is a predicted model, not a curated record. The transcript has 15 exons. Gene Ontology annotation, cellular component: extracellular region. Gene Ontology annotation, molecular function: calcium ion binding. The coding region runs from base 149 to 2212 and encodes 687 amino acids. Lineage: Eukaryota; Metazoa; Chordata; Mammalia; Rodentia; Muridae.
CUCCUUCUCGGCCCAGAACCGCAGCGAGCGCUGGGUGCGUCGCUGCAGCCGCCGGGAUGUGACCUUCACCGCCGCCUAGCCAGGAUGACCGGAGCCCCUGUUCCGCGGCGUCCGCGGCUCGCUUCAGCUUCCCAGGUGCUCUGACCGCAUGCUCACGGCUGCCCGGCUACCCGGCCCGGGCCUCGCCAUGCCGCCACCGCCCGGGCCCGCCGCCGCCCUGGGCAUUGCGCUUCUGCUGCUCCUGCUGGCCUCCGAGUCUUCCCACACUGUGCUGCUGCGGGCGCGCGAGGCGGCGCAGUUCCUGAGGCCCAGGCAACGCCGCGCCUACCAGGUCUUCGAGGAGGCCAAGCAGGGCCACCUGGAACGGGAGUGCGUGGAGGAGGUGUGCACCAAGGAGGAAGCCAGAGAGGUGUUCGAGAACGACCCCGAGACGGACUACUUCUAUCCAAGAUAUCAAGAGUGCAUGAGGAAAUAUGGCAAGCCCGAAGACAAAAACCCAGAUUUUGCCACAUGUGUUCAGAAUCUACCUGACCAGUGCACCCCCAACCCUUGUGAUAAGAAAGGCACUCAACUCUGCCAAGACCUCAUGGGCAACUUCUUCUGCCUGUGCAAAGCUGGCUGGGCAGGCCGUCUCUGUGACAAAGAUGUCAAUGAGUGUGGCCAGAAGAAUGGGGGCUGCAGCCAAGUCUGCCACAACAAACCAGGAAGCUUCCAAUGUGCCUGCCAUGGCGGCUUCUCGCUCGCCUCAGAUGGCCGGACCUGCCAAGAUGUAAAUGAGUGCGCAGACUCAGCUGCCUGUGGGGAAGCACGCUGCAGGAACCUGCCAGGCUCCUACUCCUGCCUCUGUGACAAGGGAUACACAUACAGCUCCCGGAAGAAGGCCUGCCAAGAUGUGGACGAGUGUGAGCAGGGACGAUGUGAGCAGACCUGUGUCAACUCCCCGGGCAGCUAUACCUGCCACUGUGACGGGCGUGGGGGGCUGAAGCUAUCGCCAGACAUGGAUACUUGUGAGGACAUCUUACCAUGUGUGCCCUUCAGCAUGGCCAAGAGCGUGAAGUCACUGUACCUGGGCCGCAUGUUCAGUGGGACUCCUGUGAUCAGACUGCGCUUCAAGAGGCUUCAGCCCACCAGGCUGCUGGCCGAGUUCGACUUCCGAACUUUCGACCCUGAAGGAGUCCUCUUCUUCGCUGGAGGCCGUUCAGAUAGCACCUGGAUUGUCCUGGGCCUAAGGGCUGGGCGGCUUGAGUUGCAGCUGCGGUACAAUGGUGUUGGACGCAUCACCAGCAGUGGGCCAGUCAUCAACCACGGCAUGUGGCAGACUAUCUCUGUGGAGGAGCUGGAACGCAACCUCGUGAUCAAAGUGAACAAAGACGCUGUGAUGAAGAUUGCGGUAGCUGGGGAGCUGUUCCAGCUGGAGAGAGGCCUGUACCACCUGAAUCUCACCGUGGGAGGCAUCCCCUUCCAGGAGAAUGAGCUCGUCCAGCCCAUUAACCCUCGCCUGGACGGGUGCAUGAGGAGCUGGAACUGGCUGAAUGGGGAGGAUAGUGCCAUCCAGGAAACGGUAAAGGCAAAUACGAAGAUGCAGUGCUUCUCUGUGACGGAGAGAGGGUCCUUUUUCCCUGGGAACGCAUUCGCCUUCUACAGCCUCAACUACACCCGAACAUCGCUGGACGUCGGCACGGAAACCACCUGGGAAGUGGAAGUCGUGGCUCGGAUUCGCCCCGCCACUGACACGGGGGUGCUGCUAGCCCUGGUGGGUGACAACCAUGUCGUCCUCCUCUCCGUGGCCCUGGUCGACUACCACUCUACGAAGAAGCUCAAGAAGCAGUUGGUGGUCCUAGCAGUUGAGGAUGUUGCCCUGGCAUUGAUGGAAAUCAAGGUUUGCGACAGCCAGGAACACGUAGUCACUGUCUCCCUGCGUGACGGUGAAGCCACCCUGGAAGUGGAUGGCACCAAGGGCCAGAGUGAAGUGAGCGCCGCCCAGCUGCAGGAGAGACUGGACACACUUGGGACACAUCUUCAAGGCUCUGUGCUCACCUUUGUUGGAGGCCUGCCAGACGUACCAGUGACUUCUGCACCCGUCACGGCGUUCUACCGAGGAUGCAUGACCCUGGAAGUCAACCGGAAGGUCCUGGACCUGGAUGAGGCCUCCUACAAGCACAGUGAUAUCACCUCCCACUCCUGCCCACCUGUGGAGCAAGCCACCCCCUAAACCAAGCUGCUCUAGCACUUGCGCUUGAGAGGACUGUGCCCCUAAAGACGAAGGGGACGCAGAGUGACGGACGCCCAGCACUGGCUCCUCCUGUGCGGGUCCUACAACACUGGAGUGGGUUUUUCUUGAGAUCUUCCUUUGCCUUGUAACAUAUCUGUACAUAAUGGGACUGGUACCGGGGUCAGCGGCUGAUGGUAGAGCCGUGUGGCCUGGUGGGAGCUGGCUGGAGGGGCUGGCAGCUUGCGGCAGAGUGGAUGUGAAGAAAAUAAUUCUCUAUUAUUUUUAUUACCACAUGCUUCUUUCUGAUUCUAAAAUAUGGGAAAUAAAAUAUUUACAGAAACCUUUUUAA